Molecule: messenger RNA, 2097 nt
Organism: Kickxella alabastrina
Lineage: Eukaryota; Fungi; Kickxellomycota; Kickxellomycetes; Kickxellales; Kickxellaceae
Exons: 5
Coding region: 257-1942 (561 amino acids)
Molecular function (GO): protein binding
Source: RefSeq, a predicted model, not a curated record
CCCCAAUAAUAAUUACGGUGUUCGCUUUAUUAUCUUGUCGAUUCUUGGCUCUGUAACAUUCCAUUUUUCUUUUCUUUCUGCAAGUAAGGCUUGGUUUACAUUAUUUAAAAUUCAACACUCUUGCUUUUAUCUCCAAUCUAUCUGCUUUUCUAGAAAGUGUAGAUUGAAUUAAAAAAGGAUAGUACAUUCACUUCUUUCACUCCUUUCACACACCACGCAAAACGAUGUCGAAGUUGUAGUGGAUAAGUCGGCAACCAUGCUGGAGAAGCUGAAUCUCAAUGAGCGCAGCUGGAAGUUCUACGCCGCCGCCUCUAUCCCGCCAAUCGUCGCAGCGGGCCUGGCCCUGUGGUACUACUCGUCGCGCGCUGACGAACCCUCCAAGAAGGACGACAAGAAAAAGCGGCAACGCAAGGCCAAGAAGGCCAAGAAGGCCGCAAGGGCCGCCAGCGACUCUGAAGACGCAGCUGGCGACGACGAGUCGACGGAAAAGCUGACUGAGAAGCCUGCGCCACCGCCGUGCCCUGAGAACAUGACCGAUGAGCAGCUCGCCAUGCUGGACGCUGGCGAGCUGAAGAAGAUCGCGCAGUCGCUCAAGUCCCGCGGCAACAAGUUCUUCCAGGCCAAGCGCUACGCCAAGGCUAUUGAGUUCUACACGCAGGCCCUGCGGUUCGACGAGGACCCAGUCUUCUUCUCCAACCGUGCGGCAUGCUACGCGGCUGACAAUCAGCACGCCAAGGUCAUCGAGGACUGCACCAGCGCGCUGAAGCAUGAGCCUCGUUACGUCAAGGCCCUGAUGCGGCGCGCGCAGGCGUAUGAGAACACGGAGAUGUUCCGCGACGCCCUGUAUGAUUUCACGACGGCGUGCAUCAUGGAGGACUUUAACAACAAUAAGCUGGCUGAGGCCGAGGCGCGCGAGCGCGUGGAGAAGCGCAAGCCGCGGUUGCCCUCGAACUCAUUCAUCGGUGGCUACCUGAACUCGUUCAAGAGCAACGGUGACGAGGCUGUGAUCACUGAGGCCGAUGCGCUGUACAACCAGGCGCUCAGCCUCAUUGCGCUGCAACAGUACUCGCAGGCUAUCGAGUCUAUCGAGAAGGCUGUCGAGGCUACCAACAAUGGCAGCAAUGCGGCACAGAGCGCUGCCGACAUCUACAGCGUGCGCGGUAUGUUCAACUUCUUGCAGAGCAACCUGGAUCAGGCGGCCGCCGACCUGGACAAGGCGUUGGAGAUUGACCCCUUGCAUGUGCGCAGCUAUAUGCGCAAGGCUAACCUGUUUACCGAGAAGAAGGACCUGGACACGGUGUCGCAGCUGCUUGAGAAGGCGCAGUCUGUGGACCCCGAGAACGCCGAGGUGUACUUCCAGAAGGGCCAGGUGCGGUUCCUCAAGCAAGAGUUUGCUGAGGCUGCCAAGGACUAUGAGCGCGCCGCCGAGCUGGACCCCGACUUUGUCUACCCGCGCAUCCAGCUGGGUGUCGUGCAGUUCAAGAUCGGCAAAAUGGAGGAUGCCAUGGAGACCUUCAGCACGGCCAUGCAGCGGUUCCCGAUGCGCAGUGACCUGUACAACUACUACGGCGAGGUGCUUGCCGAGCAGGGCGGCACCGAGAGCGCCAUCGCUGCGUUCGAGCGCGCGGUCGAGUUGGACAAAAAGAACCCGCUGCCGUACGUGAACCAGGCCAUUGCUAUGUUCCAGUCGACCGGCGACACGCCCAAGGCGCUGGAUCUGAUCAAGUGUGCGCUUUCGGUUGACCCCGAGUGCGAGCUGGCCGUGGCUGCGCUGUCGCAGAUCUACCUGCAACUGGGCAUGUUCGAGGAAAGCCUGAGCAUGCUGCGCCGGCGGUCGAUCUGGCAAACGAUCACCUUCCGCGAGACCACCGCUGCACAGUACCGCUUUAUGCAGGAGCACCCGGAGCUGCUCAACAAGAUGAUGAUGAAUGCAAUGCAGUGAAUGAUGAGGAUUGCGGAUGUGGUGUGCAGCAGACUGUUUAUUUUUUCUACGUGUUGAAUUUUACAACUUUAUUUUUUUUAUGGUGCGGAACGUUUUUCGGUUUCAUUUGGAAAGUUGGAGACCGUGAUCAUUAUAACGCUGCUAGCGCUAAAUAG